AUGGACAUUACUAAUUUUGUGAGCGAGUUGCCCAAAUGCGAGCAACACCUUCAUAUAGAAGGCACGUUGACGGCUGAACGGCGCUGGUUAUGUGCACAAGCAAACGGGAUUGAUAUUCCUGGGGUGAGGUCUUUGGAAGAGCUCAAAAAGCAAUAUUUGACCGAAUACCUUUAUGAAGAGGGCCAAGAUGCCACCAGAUACUUGCAGGAGUUUUUGGAGGUAUACUAUGCCUCCAUGAAUGUCUUGCUCACAGAGGACGAUUUUUACCAUUUGGCUUUGGACUACAUUAAAGUUGCACGGUCUCAAAAUAUCAGAUACCUGGAGGCCUUUUUUGAUCCACAGGCUCACACUUCGCGUGGGGUGGGCUUUGACACCGUGAUGAAUGGCCUUUUAAGGGCUCAGAAGAAGGCCCCAAUGUACGGUGUUCAAGUUCAAUGGAUAUUAUGCGUUGUGAGAGACAUGUCAGCUGAUAGUGCUCUUGAAACGAUCCGCCAGGCAGAACCGUAUAAAGGUAAAAUAAUAGCUUUGGGUCUGGACUCCGACGAGCACAACAAUCCGCCAAGUAAAUUUCAGGAGACGUUUUUGAUUGCUCGUUCAUACGGGUGGAAGAUUACUGCGCAUUGCGAUGUUGACCAGAAAAAUACACAUGACCAUAUCCAUUACGCAGUGACUCAACUGGGAGGAAAGAAACACAAGCCAGCUGCCCAUGAGAUUGAGAACUCAGAGUUAUAUCUAACUCCCCAGCUUGAGAGUGGUGCCGAUAGAAUAGACCAUGGGCUGAAUGUUGCUGACAAGCCCGAAUUGUUGGAGCUGGUCAAAAAGGCCAAUGUAGGACUCACGCUAUGUCCUAUGGGCUAUCAAAAGCAUUUGGGACCGCACAACGUAUUCCCAAAAGUUGUCAGACUCCAUCGCUAUGGGAUUCCAAUAACUUUAAACAGUGAUGAUCCAGCGUAUCUUGUUUACUCAAAGACGGGGACAAUUUUAGGUGUUGCAGAAGGCGCAGCUUUCUUCUCGAACUAG
This is a messenger RNA of Ogataea angusta, 1020 nucleotides long. RefSeq lists its product as uncharacterized. Bases 1 to 1020 code for a protein of 339 amino acids. NCBI's taxonomy places the organism in Eukaryota, Fungi, Ascomycota, Pichiomycetes, Pichiales, Pichiaceae. The transcript is spliced from 2 exons. Gene Ontology annotation, biological process: adenine catabolic process; hypoxanthine salvage. Gene Ontology annotation, molecular function: adenine deaminase activity. Gene Ontology annotation, cellular component: cytosol. The record is from RefSeq and is a predicted model, not a curated record.